This is a messenger RNA of Grammomys surdaster, 3747 nucleotides long. It is a transcript of the gene Cacng5, whose product is annotated as calcium voltage-gated channel auxiliary subunit gamma 5. Gene Ontology annotation, molecular function: voltage-gated calcium channel activity; channel regulator activity. The record is from RefSeq and is a predicted model, not a curated record. Gene Ontology annotation, biological process: postsynaptic neurotransmitter receptor diffusion trapping; regulation of AMPA receptor activity; transmission of nerve impulse. Gene Ontology annotation, cellular component: postsynaptic density membrane; AMPA glutamate receptor complex. The transcript is spliced from 6 exons. NCBI's taxonomy places the organism in Eukaryota, Metazoa, Chordata, Mammalia, Rodentia, Muridae. The coding region runs from base 216 to 1043 and encodes 275 amino acids.
AGUCCGGUGCUCGCUCCAGCGGCGGCCACCCGCACGGUAGCUGGCGCAGAGCAGCUCCGGCGGACCGGACGGGGCGGGCGUCCGGCAGGCAGCGCGAUACCUUCCACCGCGCGCAGCCCACAAGGGACUUCCAGGCGAGUCUGGAGUCGUGGCCGUGAGCCCAUUCUGCCCUCGGUGAGACAGCACUCUUUGCUGCCCAGUCACCAUCCAGGAAGAUGAGCGCCUGUGGGAGGAAGGCCCUGACCCUGCUGAGUAGUGUCUUUGCCGUCUGCGGCCUGGGCCUGCUGGGCAUUGCCGUCAGCACGGACUACUGGCUAUACCUGGAAGAAGGCAUAAUUCUUCCCCAGAAUCAGAGCACGGAGGUCAAGAUGUCCCUGCACUCGGGCCUCUGGCGGGUCUGCUUCCUCGCUGGUGAGGAGCGAGGACGCUGUUUCACCAUCGAGUAUGUGAUGCCCAUGAACUCCCAGAUGACGUCAGAAUCCACAGUCAAUGUUCUAAAAAUGAUUCGUUCGGCCACGCCCUUCCCGCUGGUCAGCCUCUUCUUCAUGUUCAUCGGCUUCAUUCUGAGCAACAUCGGACAUAUCCGUCCCCACCGGACCAUACUGGCCUUUGUCUCUGGCAUCUUCUUUAUCCUCUCCGGCCUCUCUCUUGUGGUGGGCCUGGUGCUGUAUAUCUCCAGCAUCAAUGAUGAGAUGCUCAACAGAACCAAGGAUUCAGAGACCUAUUUCAACUACAAAUAUGGAUGGUCAUUUGCUUUUGCUGCCAUCUCCUUCCUUUUAACAGAGAGUGCUGGGGUGAUGUCUGUGUACCUGUUCAUGAAGAGGUAUACAGCUGAGGACAUGUAUAGACCUCACCCAGGCUUCUACCGGCCACGUUUGAGCAACUGCUCCGACUACUCCGGCCAGUUUCUACAUCCAGAUGCCUGGAUCCGGGGCCGCAGCCCCUCCGACAUCUCCAGCGAUGCCUCCCUACAGAUGAACAGCAACUACCCAGCUUUGCUCAAGUGCCCAGACUACGACCAGAUGUCAUCAUCUCCCUGCUGAGUCAGCCCUAGCCUUCUCCUCACCUGAACUUUGGAUGGCUGGACAGCGUUUCCCUCUCCCCCUGAGCCGAGGCCCAGGCUGUUCCCUGCUUAGCCAUUGACCACAUCCUCUCCCUGCACCCAGUGUAGUUAGCUUGUCCUUCCGUGGGCAUCAGAGCCUGGAGUCAGAGGCAUGCUGAUUGGCUGAGAGCAUGGGUGAAGCCCUGCCUCUAAAGUGUCAAUCAUAGCCAUGGGCUCCUGGGAAGCCAGCAGCGCCCCCAAGCUGUGCUGUGCUGGAAGAUGCUUCUGUGCUAGUUGAGUUUUGUUCCUGCACUUCCGGGUUAGCCAAGGCCAGGCUGGAGUUGCUGAGUUUCUGAUACAAUCAAAGCCAGACUUGAAUGCUUGCCUACCAGCCUGGCUCUCCAUCCGGGUGACUCUGCUGCAGUGGUCUGGCUGGCUCAGAAAUCUCAAGCAGACUGUUCCUUUUAUGUCAUCCGCCUUUCCACAAAACACCUCUCUCUGUGCAGCACUGCCCUCGUACUCCCCAGCUCUGAAGCAUUCCCCGUUUCAUCCUUCCAGAACAGCUGCCCUGGUCAGAAACAGUUAAGUAUUCAGCAGUGCCAAUGACGUCACAAAGGUGUUAAUGGCGGAAGAUGUCUUAAUACACAUGACCCCUUGAUAAGCUAUUUCAUGGGGUCUUUUGAUGCCUUAACCCAAAGAAGUGACUGAUAAUGAGAACUCAAGACUUUGACAGUUUUGUAUUCAGAGCGCCAAGCACUGUGUCCAACCUUGGGGGCAUUGUCCCUGACUUUCAGGGACCCGAUUUCCAUCCAAGGCUCUAAGAUCUGAUCGUGUAGACAGGUUUCUGUACCACCUAAGAUCACCAUAGCUGUGAGCUAGAUUUGAUGACACAGUGCAUUUUGAGCCCAAACAAGCCAGAUUCCAGAUGCUCCAGCUGCCCUGCCAAUGAUGCCUGUGAACAUUUGGGGGUUACCAACUUAAUCCUGAUACGGGAAGCAUCUGCUUCCCAGUUACAUGGCAUAUGUGGGCAAAUCACAUGCCUCCAGAAUGCCAGACAAUGUGACAACUGCUUUCCUGAUGGGAACACUGAGCUGAGAGGCUACAGGCGCUUCUGAGAAGUCCACAAAACCCCCAUAGUUCUCCAGGUGUCCGCUCAGCUGGACCCUUGUUCAUUCUGAGAGUUUUGAGAGGCAAGCCAAUGUGGCAUUCUCUGUGCUGUGUGUUUUUGCCGAGCCCACUCUUGCCUCGUUCUCUUUAAGAUGCCAAAUGUACCCGAAUAUACAAAGCCGCAGUGGGUGCCGGGCAGGCUCUGGCAAGUGGCACAGGAAACCGCACAGCUGAUGCCUACAGGAGGACACUGACUCAGUCAGCAUGGAAGAGGCCAGAAGUUCAAGAUCAAGUUGUCAGAGGACUGAUCUCUGAGGCAUCUGCUCCUGGCUUACAGAUGGCCGGCUUCUUGCUGUAUCCUCAUGUGCUGCACGUGAGGCUGGUUUUUUUGUGUGUGUUUUUUUCAUAUCCAAAUUACCUUUAAAGGACACACCAGGGACUGGGGAUAUAACUCAGUAGAGUCCUUACCUAGCAGGCAUGAAGCCCUGGAUUUGACCCCUCAACACGGUAUAAUCCAGGUGUGGCAGUACACAUCUGUAAUCCUAACACUUGGAAUUCAAGGGAGGAUCUUCAAGGUCAUUCUCAACUACAUAGCUAGUUUGAGACUAACCUGGGCUACAUGAGACUGUGUCCCAAGACAUUUUAAAAUCAGAUAUGGAUUAGAGCUCAUUCUAAUAAAUUCAAUGAUCAGUAUUAAUAACUAUGAAUAUAAUCUUUUAAGUACCCAUGUACAAAUGCAUUCACAUUCUGAGGUACUGGAGGCUGGGGUCUCAGAGUACAAAUCUGGGAGAGGGCACAGCUCAGCCCCUAACGUACAGAUUGCUUUGUACACUGCUCUCCAUCAGUCUCACAAACAGCGGAAGGGAAAGAGAAGGGAAGCCCAGUUUUGCCUCUCGGUUCAGUCCCUGACUCAAUGCUUGGGAAACCCCUUCAGUUCUGAGAAGCUCAGCUGAGACGGCUUCCAUGAAUCCUCCCCACACCCACACCUCCAGUGAUCUAGUCCACACUGUUUUUGUGUGCCAGUUUCUGUGUCUGCCUGUGAACUGAGGGCGACUAGCAGGGCCUGGCUUCCCGCUCCAUCCGCACCCCGCAAUGGCUGUCCUUCGCUUUCGCCACUGUUUGCCAGAGUCUGUUUGGAGACGGCUGAGAGGCAUUUUCAAGCUGCACAGUCGUUUGGAUGUGCUUGACUACAACUUUUGUCAAUGUCAUUAACACCUGCAAUGUACUUUUCUCUCUCUAAAACACUUCUCUCUCACCGUGCUGGGCUUGCUUGUGUACACCUGGGGAAAAAAAACAGAAUCUACUCCUAACUCUAAGCUGACUGCUGACUGUGUAUUGUUAGAGCGUGCUAUCCCCAGUCUAAGGCUGAGCUGUCAAGUCCAAGUGUGUCCCCACCCUGGAAUGGGUCAUGUGCACUUACCGUAGGAAUGGAUCUGGGUCCCUUUCUUCCCCACAAGGGGAUGGGAGAAUGUAUCAACACAUACCACCGUCAUAAUUUCUUUUCCAUCUAUAAACUGUUUUCAAAAACUAUUCAUAGUCUUUCCUUGAUCAAAAUAUUUGUGAAUCACACACUCAAGUGCCUAAACACGACUCUUGUC